Camellia sinensis is the source of this 444-nucleotide messenger RNA. The record is from RefSeq and is a predicted model, not a curated record. NCBI's taxonomy places the organism in Eukaryota, Viridiplantae, Streptophyta, Magnoliopsida, Ericales, Theaceae.
AUGGCUGAUUCGGAGGCCAGACCGAUCUUUGGACCUGCGGGUAACAAGGUACAGAGAUUGGGGAGUGCACGAAAACUCAUGAUGAAGACACUGAGAAAUGAAGAGAAUUCGCUGGAGGAGGUUGCGGCAUUGGCAGAAGAGAGUAAUGGUCUUCCAUCACAUUCAGUUAGUAUUCCGUCGGCACCUAGUAGGCAAGAGCAUUUACUGUAUUCUAAUUUAUCACUCAAUGCUUCGUGUUUGUCUGAUGCAUUUUCGGAUUCGUUUCAUAGUCGUGCAUCAACUGGUAGGAUAUAUAGGAGAAAUAGUAUGCCCGUCCGUAGGAAGCAAUUGGCCAUGAAGUCAAAAAUUAGUGUAUCUGAUGCCAUUUCAGAGGCUCAACCUGGCAGCUUGCAACCCAAGAAAAGGUGUGCCUGGGUGACACCAAAUACUGGUCUUUCUUUUUAA